GUUACUGAGCAUGUAGAAGAUCAAGGGAAGUGAGUGCGAAGAUUUGAGACCCUUCCUGAAUACAGAGAGAGGGAUUCAGCAGUUCUGAGUGCGAGAGGGAGCUCAGGUUCCACCACAUCGGAUGGAGAACCGAAAGAUCCACUUCAAACCCCACUGCCCACGAUUGCUGUAGAAUUUACUGCAGUAAAACAGCGUGCUGUAGAAAUGGAUCCAACACCAUCAUCAUCAGUCACGUUGGCGGCUCCACGUUUAAAUCCCACCAGCUGCUCGGCUGCAGUUACUCCCAGUCGCCGCUGCACCGCCUGGCUUGACCCGGAGCCUUCGUUUACCCUCAGGUACUACAGUGAGAACAGCGAGUCACUUCGAAUCGGAUCGGAUCGGACCGGACCACGAGAGUAAACGGUAUUGACAGUCUGACAACAUGGGGGAGGCUGUGGCUAACGUCGCCCGGCGGAUUAACGCCACGGUGGAAGAGGAGAGAGACACGCUUGAUCUCUCCGAAUGCAAACUGAUUAGUUUCCCAGAAGGUGUGUUCAAGGUCCUAAGGAGUGUCACUGAAAAGAUUCAUGUCAUCACACUAGCAAACAAUGAAAUGAAGGCACUAAGUAGCAAAUUUUUCACCACCUUUACUCAAUUAAGAGAAUUGAACUUAGAAGGAAAUGCCCUGAACAAGCUCCCAGAUGCAGUGGGGGGGAUGGAGAAUCUGAAAAGUAUCAAUUUAGCCAGAAACAAGUUUUUGGUGUUCCCUGAAAGACUGGCCGAAAUCCCGACAUUGGAAAAAAUCAGUUUAGAAGGCAAUGAAAUUACCGAAUUGCCAGUGGAGAAGCUCUCUGCCAUGCCUGCUCUCCGCUCUGUCAACAUGAAGUUCAACCCUCUGAACAAAGAUCUUUUCACUGCCAUUAAGUCCUCUUUGAAAUUUGAACUGCUAAUGACUGAUGAAGUCUAGAAAAUCCUUCUGCUUUAGGCUAUGCAAUUUUUACGUGACCAGAAUCUUAUUUUUAGGUUGCCUUGGGGAAUUUUUGCAAUGUAGUAUUUAUUUUGCUGUGGAGUAAAACGAGCGGUUAUUUCA
Scleropages formosus (Asian bonytongue) is the source of this 1069-nucleotide messenger RNA. It is a transcript of the gene lrrc20, whose product is annotated as leucine rich repeat containing 20. The transcript is spliced from 5 exons. NCBI's taxonomy places the organism in Eukaryota, Metazoa, Chordata, Actinopteri, Osteoglossiformes, Osteoglossidae. Gene Ontology annotation, molecular function: protein binding. The coding region runs from base 422 to 946 and encodes 174 amino acids. The record is from RefSeq and is a predicted model, not a curated record.